ACUCGCUAGAGGGAGCGCGAGCGAUUAUUAAUCCGGUACGUCUUGAUGACGUCAUUCUCAUCUGCGACUUAAGCGCGGCGCUCGAAACCAUUCAGGAUGUAAACAUGAUGUUUUGAGCGUGUUAGACGACAUAAAGGAAGGUGAGCAUGGAUGUGAGCCAUUCAAUUCGUGAGCGCACCAUCGCCGAGAACAGUCUGGUGAUUCUCCUGCAGGGUCUGCAUGGCCAGGUGACCACCGUCGACCUGCGAGAUGAGAGCACGGCAAGGGGACGCGUUAUUAACGUGGAUGCGUUCAUGAACAUCCGCUUGGAGAAGGUUGUGUACAGGGACAGACGUGGACGCGUGUCCAGUAUGGACGACUUGUUCAUCACAGGCCGUAAUGUGCGUUACGUGCACAUCCCAGACCACAUGAACAUUAUAGAGACAAUAGAGACGCAGCUCGCCAAAAUACACCGCGUGCGAAACUUUGGAGCAAGCGGUGGACGCAAAGAAUACUCCAAGAAAAAAUAGUUUUUAUGAGCAGAUAAUGUCUUGCAAAUAUAUGGUUUUGUAAUGCACACUAUCAUUUUCCAUUAAAAUAAUGCAAUGAUGGAUCUCUUAAUCACAAUAAUUAUGUUUAUAUGCAAAUAUUAGUGCUUUGUGCAAUUCAAAACACUGUUUACAGUGAUAUGAUGUUCUGUUAAUGUUUUUUAUUGCAAAAGUUUCAUAAGAUCAGGAUUGGUGAUAAUUUCAGAUGACCAUAUAAAUAAAUAACAGAACAUUACCGAUUGCCCAUGCAAAAAUAAAGUGUACUUGAAUGCAAUUGCAAAAGUACACUAAAUACCACUGAUAUUUAAAUAGAUUUUUAGUACAUUGAAAUAAAGUGUAAUACUG
Labeo rohita (rohu) is the source of this 872-nucleotide messenger RNA. It is a transcript of the gene lsm10, whose product is annotated as LSM10, U7 small nuclear RNA associated. Gene Ontology annotation, molecular function: histone pre-mRNA DCP binding; U7 snRNA binding. The transcript has 2 exons. Bases 147 to 509 code for a protein of 120 amino acids. Gene Ontology annotation, biological process: mRNA 3'-end processing by stem-loop binding and cleavage. NCBI's taxonomy places the organism in Eukaryota, Metazoa, Chordata, Actinopteri, Cypriniformes, Cyprinidae. Gene Ontology annotation, cellular component: cytoplasmic U snRNP body; nuclear body. The record is from RefSeq and is a predicted model, not a curated record.